Messenger RNA from Pelagomonas calceolata, 2230 nucleotides. Lineage: Eukaryota; Pelagophyceae; Pelagomonadales; Pelagomonadaceae. The record is from the annotation of a GenBank genome assembly.
AUGUGUUGCUUCGGCGUGCUUCCCGGCCUCUUGGCCGUCGACGACCGGCGUGAGAAGAGUGAUGCGGCAGAAACGCCGAUCGUCGUCCUCGCGCCGCACCACGGUUUAUUGGAGGGCCUUUUCGCGGCCUACUACUUCGACGCGCGCCCGAUGAUGAUGCGGACCUUUGCCAAACUACCGGUGAUUGGAGCCAUCGUGCGGGCCAACGGCGCGCUGCUCGUGGAGCUCAAACGCCACAAGAAGGGCUCGAGCGUCGCCCCGGCGGACGCGAAACCGUCAGCAGCAGCGAGACAGGCCCUCGCCACCCACGCGGCCGACUACAAGGGCGGCCGCCCCGUGGCCGUGCUGCCCGAGGGCACGACGCACAACGGCGCGAGCCUCCUGAAGUUCUUCGAGGGAGCCUUCAAACCGCUCGCGCCGGUGCAGCCCGUCUGCGUGCGGUUUUCGGGGUGCGUCGACGGCUCGUUCUGCGGCACGUUGAUUUCCCACCUCGCGCGGCUGCUCAGCGCGCCGUACCAGCGCAUGACCGUCACCAUUCUUCCUGCGACGCGGCCCUUGGACGGCGAGGACGCCUCGGCCUUCGCGGCGCGCGUCCGCGCGGAGAUGGCGGCGGAGCUCGGCGUGCCUUUGUCCUCCUACGAUGCGAAGUCGCUGAACGCCGAAUACGUAGCGCGACGACGGCGGCGACCUGGGUAAGUUGUAUUUGUGUGAGGACGAGUACAGUCCUAUUGUUACGGUGCUAGGACUAGUGGGCGGACGAGUACAUUAAAUUUUCCUAGAGCGUCUCUGGAUCUAGCUCAUAAUCUUGUGCCACCGGCCGGGUGAUCGACCGCUGCGGCGCACGGAGACGCUGCUCGUGCGUUAAGAACUCUGAAUAGUGAAGCUGUCGACCUCAUCUCCAGCUCCAAGCGCUCACGGAACGCGAAUCGACGCACACACCAAGAGCAUGAUGACCAGACCGCCAACGCCGUGCGAAUCGACGCCACCGACGCCAAUGACAAUGAGUGCCCUCCAGUACACGGCCGUUCCCACCGUGAUCUGCCUGUCCGCCAUCGGCGGCGGCUACGCCAUCUGGCUCGCCGAGGGCAGGGACCCCUUCCUGCCGACGAUCAGCAACACGUGGGACACGGCGCCGGGCACGUACUUUAGCAGGUGGCUCGUCGGGCUGGCGACGGGCUGCCUCGCGUUAUUACAAGUAUUUAUAUACCCGGAGGCGGCGGCGGGCCGCGGCUCGACGAAACAAAAGUUGUGUCUGAGGGUGAGUCUGGCAGCUAUCUUGUGCCUGUCGGUCGUGGGGUCGAUCUGCGACAGCCCGAAUCGCCAAUGCAAAGGUAAUUUAUACGUGCACUCGUUCUUCGCCAUCACGUGGUUCGUUUUAUAUGAUCUUGUCAUGCUCGUUUCCUACGAGCAGGACUUGGUGCUGGCUUUGUUGGCGACCAUAUGCACCACUACAAGGACUACGUACCACACGCGGCUCUGGUGGGUCGCUUGCCUGGAGUGGACCAAUAUCUUGCUCGUGUUAGUGUGGUCGGCGCGGCGCGUCGAUCGUGAUCUGAGGUGGGGCUUCGGGCGACUGCAGAACACAAUCUGGAGUAUCACGAGCGACUCUUUACUGAAGCUUUGCGGCGUCAUAUACGUAUCCACCUUACUUGUGAGUUGCGUGAUGGGUCUGCACGCGGGCUACAUCCCACGAAACCACCGCCGCUUCUGGUUCAUCAGCGACAUGUGGACGCAGAUCCCGGGCAACUGGCUCUCGCGCUGGGCCGUGAUGCAGGGCUGCCAUGCCGGCUGGGUCGCGCAUGUGGCCAUGUUCGCUGAUACAACAUCAAAACUUAGAAAGAUGGGUCUGGUCGUGGCCAUUGUAUCGUUGGUUGGUUUAUCCAUCGUGGGCUGCUGCGACGAGUCCGAGAACUUUCCUUUGCACAUAACGGGGGCCCUCGUCUUCUUUUAUGGGUAUGACAUUUGGACGGUCUGCGCGGUGCUCGACGACGCCUCAUCGCGGGCGCGAGUUACGUGCGCGAUUGUAUGCUGGCUCUGCGCACCGAUCCAUAUGCGCCACAUUAUGCAUGUGCCGCCUUCCUUAUUAGACACGCUGGCCGUGCUCGAGUGGGCGAACGCGCUGGCGAUUAUUGGGUUCAUGCUCCUCGACGGCCUCGUGGCGCACCCGUCGGCGCUGGCCGUCGGCGUCGUCCGCGCCGUGCCGGACGGUUUGGAGAAGCCCCUCCUCUAG